Molecule: messenger RNA, 1788 nt
Organism: Oppiella nova
Lineage: Eukaryota; Metazoa; Arthropoda; Arachnida; Sarcoptiformes; Oppiidae
Source: the annotation of a GenBank genome assembly
AUGUAUAAAAUACUAAUAUCUUUACUACUGGUGCUAUCCAUAGCCCACAAGUCGUGUCUAUCAUCAAACAUCAAAGGAUGUCGACUGAGAGAUUUAAUUGUUGUUUACAAAGCUUCUAGUCAACUGGAGACGAAGUUGCGGUCACUUAUUGGACAGUUCGGUAUGAGAGACCAUAAAUGGCCGGAGACUGAGGACGAGAUGCAGUUGUGGUGCAAGUCAUUACCUAAGGAGGGAUCGGCGGCUAAAUCCUACUCAAAGAAGUGUCUGAACGGCAUGUCCGGUACAAUAGUGUCGGUGUCUAUAUUUGCGGCCGACAAAGUAGGCCGGGGCUACUGUAAUAACAAACAGGAAAGGGCCGGUUAUAUUGCUAGAGGUCCGUGCGGUAAUAAAGCCAAGUCCGGUACCGCCCGGUGCUGGUCUAACCUGAUUAACGUCAUGUCAAAUAUCAAGAAUAUUGCAUUUUUCGAGUGGAGGGACUGUUCGAUAGAGGUGUACAACAAAGUAGGCGAGCCCGUGUGCACGACUCAAAUGGUGGAGGGCUUUCAGACCCAUAUCGGCCGGGGAUCACUCGACCCCUUAAACAUAUUGUGCUCCGAUUAUGACGAGUCCGACAAAUGCGACAAAUUUAAGGCCAAAUUCGUGAGGACUGCCCCCUCCAAGAGGUAUAGGACCCCAUUCCCCGCGAUUAUCGAGUAUAUGUUUCAGUUAAAUAUCGGAGAACUUCAUGAGAUUAAUACCCUGGACAAUACUAUGAAACCGCUAACCAGGAUGAUUAGAGAUAAAAAUGCUAAAUGGCCUGAGAAUGAACAACAAAAACAUGACUUUUGCAGGCACAAAUACGAUUACGUAAGCAAAGCAAAGGAGCACAUACGUCAGUGUUAUCAGGGUAUAUCAGCAUCAUUAUUAAGGUUGUCAGUGGAUGGUAUUGAAAAAAUGAAUGUUAAGAUGUCGUGUAAAAGUGAUGCAGAAAUGAAGCGCUUUUUAAACCGGAGUCGAUGUGGAAAUAGCGGCAAAAAGUCGGCCGCAGAUUGUUAUACAAAUUGGACGCAAACUCUAUCUAUGAUUCGCAACAUUAGCGACAGUACUAAACGAGUGCCCGCUUUCUCAAUAAACGAUUGGAUCCGCUGUUCACACGAUGUCUACCGUAUUAUCAGCACAAAGGUGUGUCCGAAGAGGACCGUCGACGAGUUGGACAAUUUCAUCCGGCACUCGACUGUCGACCCCUUGAAUAUCAUUUUCCAUUGCAAUGAUGAACACAAUAAGCCGGACUGUAAAGCCGUCAAAAAACUAAUACCCAGGACAUCCAAACCAUGUUCACUUGAGAAGGGAUGUAGAAUGAAACAAAUGCGAGCCGAUGUAACCGAUAGCCGAAACUACAUGAAAAAGUGCACCAAAGAUGUUGCAAAAACUCUAUUGUCGGUGACAUUGCAUUCAGUCGAGAAAAUGACAGUCAAAUCGCAAUGUAAACAGCGAACUGAGAAAAGGAGAUUUCUCUCAUUUAGUAAUUGUGGUAAUACUGGACACAAGGAGAUCGCGAAUUCCCUUAUUCAGUGGAAGAAUUGUGUACUGGCUUCAUUAAGUAAUAAACCUGAUAAUGUAUGUUCAGUGAAGGAUCUGGAAUAUAUUGAGCAGUUCAUUGAGAAAGACCCGAUGAACAUGGUUUGUGCGGAAUACGACGAUUCGGAUAAAUGCGAUAAAAUACUCAAACAAUUGCCUAAAAUAGACUCAAUUAAACUCAAAUACUCGACAUUAUUUCCGGCAAUUGUCGAGAUGUUUGAGUCACUAUAA